Molecule: messenger RNA, 2101 nt
Organism: Rhinichthys klamathensis goyatoka
Lineage: Eukaryota; Metazoa; Chordata; Actinopteri; Cypriniformes; Leuciscidae
Gene: atp6v1ab
Product: ATPase H+ transporting V1 subunit Ab
Exons: 15
Coding region: 139-1992 (617 amino acids)
Biological process (GO): ATP metabolic process; proton transmembrane transport
Cellular component (GO): proton-transporting V-type ATPase, V1 domain; lysosomal membrane
Molecular function (GO): proton-transporting ATPase activity, rotational mechanism; ATP hydrolysis activity; ATP binding
Source: RefSeq, a predicted model, not a curated record
ACUCUGCAGAGGGAGAACGGGGCCGUGACGUCAGCUCUCAACUGAAUGAAGUCAGCUGACUUUUCUCGUUUCUCUCGUCUCAUCUCUCACCAAAGGAUCUGGACACAGGACCGUCUCAUUAUCUGAGACACACUCAAAAUGGAUUUCUCCAAGCUGCCCAAGAUCCAAGAUGAGGAGCAGGAGGGACAAUUUGGAUAUGUGCAUGGUGUAUCUGGACCUGUGGUGACGGCCUCCAGUAUGGCAGGAGCUGCCAUGUACGAGCUGGUGCGAGUGGGUCACUGUGAGCUUGUGGGAGAGAUCAUCAGGCUGGAGGGUGACAUGGCCACCAUCCAGGUCUAUGAAGAGACAUCUGGUGUUUCCGUUGGUGACCCUGUCCUGCGCACAGGAAAACCUCUCUCUGUGGAGUUAGGACCAGGAAUCAUGGGUUCAAUCUUUGAUGGUAUUCAGCGUCCCCUCAAAGACAUCAAUGACCUCACUCAAAGUAUCUACAUUCCCAGAGGAGUCAACAUUGGUGCCCUUAACCGUGAUCUGAAAUGGGAGUUCACUCCAAUCAAGAGCUUGCGUGUUGGCAGUCACAUCACUGGAGGUGACAUCUAUGGAAUGGUGUUUGAAAACUCUCUUAUUAAACACAAAAUAAUGUUACCGCCAAAAAGCAGAGGAACUGUCUCGUAUGUGGCUCCACCUGGAAACUAUGAUGUCUCGGAUGUGGUGUUGGAGUUGGAGUUUGAGGGAGUGAAAGAGAAGUUCACCAUGGUGCAAGUGUGGCCCGUGCGUCAGGUCCGGCCUGUCACUGAGAAGCUUCCUGCAAAUCACCCUCUGCUGACUGGUCAGCGUGUACUGGACGCCCUUUUUCCAUGUGUGCAGGGAGGAACCACAGCCAUUCCUGGUGCUUUCGGUUGUGGUAAAACUGUGAUCUCUCAGUCCCUGUCUAAGUACUCCAACAGUGAUGUCAUCAUCUACGUGGGCUGUGGAGAGCGCGGUAACGAAAUGUCUGAAGUACUCCGAGAUUUCCCCGAGCUGACCAUGGAGGUGGAUGGUAAGGUGGAGAGCAUCAUGAAGAGAACGGGCUUGGUUGCCAACACAUCCAACAUGCCCGUGGCUGCCAGAGAAGCUUCUAUUUACACAGGAAUCACGCUGUCUGAGUAUUUCAGAGACAUGGGCUACAAUGUGAGCAUGAUGGCUGACUCCACCUCUCGAUGGGCAGAGGCUCUGAGGGAGAUCUCUGGUCGUCUGGCUGAGAUGCCUGCUGAUAGCGGUUAUCCUGCCUAUCUCGGAGCACGUCUGGCCUCAUUCUAUGAGCGCGCCGGCCGAGUUAAAUGUCUUGGUAACCCAGAGAGAGAGGGCAGUGUGAGCAUUGUGGGAGCUGUGUCUCCCCCUGGUGGAGAUUUCUCAGAUCCUGUGACUUCUGCUACGCUUGGUAUUGUACAAGUGUUUUGGGGUCUGGAUAAAAAGCUGGCUCAGAGAAAGCACUUCCCUUCAGUGAACUGGCUCAUUAGUUACAGCAAGUACACAAGAGCUCUGGAUGAGCACUACGACAAGCACUUCCCUGAAUUUGUGCCACUGCGUACCAAAGCCAAAGAGAUCCUUCAGGAAGAGGAGGACUUGGCUGAGAUUGUGCAGCUUGUGGGGAAGGCAUCAUUGGCCGAAACUGAUAAGAUCACACUGGAAGUUGCUAAAUUGAUCAAGGAUGAUUUCCUUCAGCAAAAUGGAUACACACCUUAUGACAGGUUCUGUCCGUUCUAUAAGACAGUAGGUAUCUUGUCCAACAUGAUUGCGUUCUAUGAUAUGGCACGUCAUGCUGUAGAGACCACUGCACAGAGCGACAAUAAGAUCACCUGGUCCAUGAUCCGGGAGCACAUGGGAGAAAUUCUCUACAGGAUCAGUGCCAUGAAAUUUAAGGACCCUGUGAAAGAGGGUGAGGAGAAGAUCAAAGCUGAUUACGCCCAACUCCACGAAGACAUGCAAAACUCCUUCCGUACACUGGAAGAAUAAAAAAAGAGUCUUGUCUUAGCCAUCAUUCUCAGGGCAGGGCAGCAGAAACCACCAAUCCCCCCACCCCAUACCCACAACACACCCACAGUCAGUGUCCCUUUUCUCUAAU